Molecule: messenger RNA, 2217 nt
Organism: Funneliformis mosseae
Lineage: Eukaryota; Fungi; Glomeromycota; Glomeromycetes; Glomerales; Glomeraceae
Source: the annotation of a GenBank genome assembly
AUGGUACUGGGUUUAGACGCACAAAAUCAAGCCGCACUCCUUAAGGUCGUAAUUCUUGGCCUUAUUUCCUUUGUGGCAAUAGCUAGCAGAUUAUUUAGUAUAAUUCGUUUUGAGAGUGUAAUUCACGAGUUUGAUCCAUGGUUUAAUUAUAGAGCAACAAAAUAUUUAGUUUCAACCUCAUUUUAUGAUUUUUGGAAUUGGUUUGACGAGCGUUCAUGGUAUCCAUUGGGUCGUGUCGUAGGUGGAACGGUCUUUCCAGGCUUAAUGGUAACUUCAGCUACUAUCUACAACAUACUUCAUGCGCUUAACUUUCCCGUAGAUAUUCGUAAUAUAUGUGUGUUGCUCGCCCCAGCUUUUUCGGCUCUCACUGCAAUAUCAGCAUACCUUUUCACAGCUGAAAUAAAAGACUCUUCUGCUGGUCUUUUAGCUGCUGCAUUUAUUGGUAUAGCUCCAGGUUACAUUUCUCGGUCUGUUGCUGGUUCAUAUGAUAAUGAAGGCAUAGCAAUAUUUUUGCUUAUGUUUACAUUUUAUCUAUGGAUCAAAGGCCUUAAAGAGGGUUCUGCUUUUUAUGGUGCUUUAACUGCCUUAUUUUAUUUUUAUAUGGUAGCUGCGUGGGGUGGUUAUGUUUUUAUAAUCAAUUUAAUUCCACUUCAUGCAUUUGUAUUAAUAUUAAUGGGUAGAUUUUCAUCUAGAUUAUAUGUAGCAUAUUCUUCUUUUUAUGUUCUUGGUACUUUAAUGUCGAUGCAAAUCCCAUUUGUUGGAUUUCAAGCUACCCGAACAAGUGAACAUAUGGCCGCUAUGGGUAUAUUUUUUUUAUUGCAAAUAAUUGCUUUUGUGGAACUUGUUAGAAGUCAUCUCGCCUCAAAACAAUUUCGAAUUUUGUUCAAGAGCUUCAUUGUCCUUUCUUUUAUUAUCAUGUUUUCUGCACUGGUAUUAUUAACUUUGGGUGGAUAUAUCGCACCAUGGACUGGUCGUUUUUAUUCUUUAUGGGAUACUGGAUAUGCAAAGAAAUAUAUUCCAAUUAUAGCAUCUGUUUCAGAACAUCAACCAACUGCAUGGCCUUCCUUCUUCUUUGAUUUGGAAAUGCUUGUUUUUCUCUUUCCUGCCGGGAUAUAUUUAUGCUUCCGUGAACUACGAGAUGAACACGUUUUCGUAAUUUUAUAUGGAAUUACUUCAUCUUACUUUGCCGGUGUCAUGGUUCGUUUGAUGUUGACUUUGACACCAAUUGUAUGUGUAACGGCAGCUGUCGCCGUAUCACAUAUAUUGGAUUUAUACCUUGAUGCAAAUUCUUUAGAAACGGAAGAAUCGAUAGAUAAAUCUGAAUCAUCUAACAAAGUAAAGCAUUCGGAAAAACCUGGCACUAAAAAAGUUAAAGAAGGUGGAUCUCGUUCAUCAUCAAAUCAACCUAAAAUUAAAGGUUUUGAUACUCGUAUCAUAGUCCUUUUGAAUUUCUUCUUCUUUUUAGUUGUAUUUGUUUGGCAUUGUACUUGGGUUACAUCUAAUGCGUAUUCCUCUCCAUCAAUCGUUCUUGCUUCAAGAAAUAAUGAUGGAACAUCUUUUAUUAUUGACGAUUUUAGAGAGGCUUAUUAUUGGCUUAGAAAAAAUACGGAUUAUAAUUCAAGGGUAAUGUCUUGGUGGGAUUAUGGAUAUCAAAUCGCUGGUAUGGCGGAUCGUACUACCUUAGUAGAUAAUAAUACGUGGAAUAAUACUCACAUAGCUACAGUUGGAAAAGCCAUGGCUUCAUCUGAAGAAGUUGCAUAUCAAAUUAUGAGGAGGCAUGAUGUUAAUUAUGUUUUAGUUAUCUUUGGUGGAUUAUUAGGUUAUUCAGGAGAUGAUAUUAAUAAAUUUCUUUGGAUGAUAAGAAUAGCUGAAGGUGUUUAUCCUAAUGAAGUAAAGGAAGAAAAUUACUUUACCUCACGUGGUGAAUAUAGGGUAGAUGAUGAAGCUAGCCCAACUAUGCGUAAUAGUAUCAUGUACAAAUUGAGUUAUCAUAAUUAUAAUCAACUCUUUAAUGGUCAAGGAAUUGAUCGUGUUAGAAAUGCUAGAUUACCUUCGGAAACUAUUCAAUUAAGUACGCUUGAAGAAGCUUAUACAACUGAAAAUUGGAUUGUAAGAAUUUAUAAAGUAAAAGAUUUAGAUAAUUUAGGACGUGAUUUAGAACAAGCUACUGCAUUUAAUUUGGGUAAAAAAACUCGUCGAACUAAAAAGAAGAAAUAA